AUUUAUUAAGAAACAAGCUUUGACCUUCAGUAUUAUGGAGCACAGCACAGACAGUCAAGGUGAAGAGUCUAGUUAUCAAGAACCUUCGUAUUAUGAGGGCUUGGAUGGUUCUUUGCAAGAUCAUGAUGCAGAAUAUCAAGCGGGUGAUAUCGAACAAAGAUCACCACUUCGUGAGCAAGACCGUUUUCUGCCAAUAGCUAAUGUUGCUAAAAUAAUGAAAAGAGCAGUACCUGGAAAUGGAAAAAUUGCUAAAGAUGCUAAAGAAUGUGUGCAAGAAUGUGUAUCAGAGUUUAUCAGUUUCAUCACUAGCGAAGCUGCUGACAAGUGUCAAACUGAAAAGCGUAAAACUAUUAACGGUGAAGACAUUCUAUGUGCUAUGAAUACACUUGGCUUUGAUAAUUACAUUGAACCACUUAGAGCGUUUCUAGUCAAGUUUCGUGAAAUUAGCAAACUUGAGUCUUCAUUCAUUGAUGAAUCAUCUGUUCCCACCACAAUGUCUACCGUUCCCUCAGCGGUUGGUUCGGCUGUGAUCUUGAGUCCAACAUUAUUAUCAACUGGCCCCAGUGGUUUAACCAACAUACCUUCACGAUCCCUGGCUGGCAGACAGUAUGCUGUAGUUAACGGCUCAAAUGAUAUACAAAACAAUAAUGUUCAUUCCGUAUCGACUCCAGACAUCAAAGUAGCAAAUGCAGGAAUGACUACCCUAGGUACCCCUGUAUCUUCUUCUUUAGGGACUACAAUUAUUUUGCCAAUAUCAACUCCUUUGGCCUUCGUUAGUGGGCCUCAAACGUCAGUCUCGCUGGCCGACCAAUCGACGGAUUCAGUUUCUUGAUUCUACGAUAAGUUCCGUUGGACGCACACUUGUAGUUUCUCAUUGUACGUGUUUAUCUACGUGCUUCUUCUGUUUAUCUUGUCAAAUAUAUUUAUACAUAUAAAUGCUUAAUUAUUUGAUUAUUUUCUUGUAUAUUCUCACUUAGCAAUUGAUUUUUCAACUGAUAAUCGUAAUGUAAACGACAGAUCUUAAUUGUGUUUUCCCUGCUCAUAAACGCGAUUAAUCUUCAUUUUUCUACUUUUCAAUCUAAUUUUAAGGUAGAGAUAAGAUCAAUAAAUCUACAUUUUCUUUUCGUAUAUAUAUAUAUAUAUAUAUAUAUAUAUCCUAUCUAGAAUUGUAUUAUCUUCAAGUCACUGUUUAAUACAUAUAUUAUUAUCAUAGUAAAAUUGUAUUUUUAAUUGCAUCUCUAGUUACGAAUUUUGUUUUAUGGACUGUUAAUUCUCUGUCACUGCUGUGAAAAGCUUUUAUGCUUCCACAUUCUGUUGGUAAUUCAUCCUCGUGUUUCAUAUUUCACUCAUCAUUAUCCAGCGAUCAUACUAUUUUUCUCUCUAUCGUUUAAUAAUACUUUCCUAAGAAUAAACCACGUUAAGAUGUUUUUCAUUUAUGUAUUAGAAUUUCAUUCUUUCAUUACUGUUUAUUUGUAAUUUAUACUAAACAAUGAUGUUUGUAUACUCGCAGAUUGAUACUGCUUGGUUUUACUUCAUGCAAAAAGUUAACGAUUCUGUUAUACCAUAUAUUGCGCUUUUUCUACGUUUAACCCUCAUUCUAGACGGAAUCAUAAGCUUAAGCUCCAACACAUAUGUGCUAUGAAAGUUCCUCCUAUAGUGGAAAAAUCCAGCUUCCUCACUUUUUGAGAUUUUUCUCAAUUGUUUUGUUUGUAAUCUGUCUUCUUCACAAGAUGUAAACCACUUAAAUCAUUCCCGUGAUACUUUACAUUAUUGUUGGCUCAAAGCGUUUGACUCAGCCGGAUGUGUGGAAAGUAGUGCAUCCAAUUUCACAUCCCAAAUAACUAAACAUAAUAUCAAUAUUUCGAUAUCACUGUGACAAUAAUGCGAUCUUGGUUACCC
Molecule: messenger RNA, 1899 nt
Organism: Schistosoma spindalis
Lineage: Eukaryota; Metazoa; Platyhelminthes; Trematoda; Strigeidida; Schistosomatidae
Source: the annotation of a GenBank genome assembly